Drosophila takahashii is the source of this 1934-nucleotide messenger RNA. RefSeq names its product transcriptional adaptor 3 (gene Ada3). The record is from RefSeq and is a predicted model, not a curated record. Lineage: Eukaryota; Metazoa; Arthropoda; Insecta; Diptera; Drosophilidae. Gene Ontology annotation, biological process: regulation of transcription by RNA polymerase II. Gene Ontology annotation, molecular function: transcription coactivator activity. Gene Ontology annotation, cellular component: SAGA complex.
UUUUUGUUAAGAAAAGCGCAUUAAAUUCGACCAGUCGCAGUUGCAGCCGCGUCCCAUGAGUGCGAACCUGAAGAACAUGAGCAAGCUGGCCCACUUUGGCGCUCCGCCCAGUGGCUCUGCUGGCUUCGGUCUCUCUGCAUCCUCCUCAUCUUCCGGAGGAGCAGGCAAGCUGCCCACAAAUGGCCAAAAUGGUGGGAAAUCUAAUCCUCCCACCUCCUCCUCCGCCUCCUCCACCACCGAGGAGCUCCUGACCACGCCCUCCGGCAUCGCCAUACCCAUAAUCCGCACCCGCGACGUCGCCCGGCUGCUGCCCACCAUUGCCACCGCUUUACAGCGUCCUUCGGACGAUCAUCUGGCCGCCGAGGAUCUGGAUGCAGUGCAGCUGGAGCUCGAGCAGAUGCUCUCCAAUGUGGCGCUGCGCACGAGGGUCCUGAAAUCCGAAUACGACAGCCUGGACAAGGAUGAGAAGCGCCAGGAUCGCAGGAAGCUGGAUCGCGUGCCCGGAUCGCCACCCUGCGGCACAAGCAUGCUAAACGGGCUGCUCGGAAUGGGCAGCAACUCCUCGGGCAGUCUGGGAAGUCCCUUGAGUGGAGGAGCAGGCCAAUCCGCCAGCCAAACCAAGAGGAAACGCGAUGAACCAACUGGCGUGCGCAAGAAGCACUCCUCGAUGACGAUCUCCUCGAAAAAUCAGGCCAAAAAUAGCCCUUUAACCGUGCACACGGAUGACAGUAUGGACUAUCUGCCCACUCUGGUGGCAGCCAGUGCCUCGGGAUCCCUGCUGCCGCAUCAUCAACCGCAACUGCCGCAGCUGCCCAAGGUGGCGGUGCCGAAGAAUGAUACGCCCAACAAAUUCUGGCUCUCUGUGGAGCCCUACUGCAUGCCGCUGACGAAUGAGGAUUUGCGGCUGAUAGACGACCUGCUGGAGCAGUAUCGCGGUCCCCUGGUGCCGCCGGUGCCGCCGCUGGGUCCCCAUUACUCCACCGCCUGGGCGCAGGAGGAUAUGAAGGCAAUGCAGCCGGGAGGAGCGCGUAUCAAGUCGCAAAAUGCCAGCGGAAUGAUCAAGAAGGCCGAGGGAAUGGCCGAGGUGGAGAGCAUCACGGGUCCGCUGACCCAGCGUUUGGUUUCUGCGCUGAUGGAGGAAUCCCUAAUGACGCUGCCCAGCGAACAGGCGGCGGUGGGAGAGCACAGCAAUAGCACCACCACGACGAGCGGCAGCAAUGAGAACACCCACUCCUCCUCAUCGGCAAAUGCCAACAACGCAAAUGCAAAUGCAGCGGCUGCCGCUUCCGCCGGCAACUUUCGUUCGCUGGCCAUGAUGAAGCAUGGCGUGGGCAUUGAGCAGCGGCUGAAGAAGACCCUCAUCGAGAACGGACUGAUCGAUGCCAGCGAACUGGCGGCCCACGAGGAUGUGGAUGAGGUGCUGAUGGAAAUCAAGCGGGUCACGACCGAAAUUAGCGCCAUUUCGCAGUUCAAUAGCGAGGAAUUGAAGCGAUUGCGUUCCGCCGCCAGCGAGGAGAUCAAAAGGAUCGCAAUCAAGCGGAAGUUGGACACGGUGGACCAGGAGAUACUCGAGUGCUACAAGCGGAUGCUGCAGUAUCGGGCCAAGCGCAAGGGUCACACGAUCGAGGAGAAGCAGGAGAUUCUGCGGCUGACCAACGAACAGCGACUGCUGGCGGAUCAACUGGAGCGCAUGCAGAUGCAUCUGCCAACUGGCGGAGGAGGCGGCAAUGCUGGAGGAUCCCUGCUGGAGCAGAAGAUGUAGGACAGGACCUUGGCCUGGGGCUGGUGCCAGCUAAUGGCCAUGCAUCGGGCAAGGAGGCAGCUAAGGGACGCCAGCCUCAAGCUGCAGUGCGCCUGAGCAACCUGCAUUCUUAUCUGUACAUUAACAAAGAUACAUAAUAUACAUAUACCUUGUAGCAUGUAGUAUGCAUUAA